Pseudo-nitzschia multistriata is the source of this 1174-nucleotide messenger RNA. NCBI's taxonomy places the organism in Eukaryota, Bacillariophyta, Bacillariophyceae, Bacillariales, Bacillariaceae. The record is from the annotation of a GenBank genome assembly.
UUAUCAUUUCCAUUUUGUUUGGAUUCGGAUGGCGCGUUUGUGUUUUCAAACCAUUCUCCAAUGUUCAAAACUCAAGAAYAAGACCAUUCAAUGUGGAGAGCAUCGUGCCAUGUGUUUUGAAACGCGUUCCAAAUGUUCGAAGGCAAACGGCAACAAUAGCGCUACCAUAGCCGUGACACGCAUCCCGAACCACCAAACCGCCAGCCAGCAGAAMGCCCAGCCGGGCGCUACCCGGAAGAGGAUUUCUUUGCCCGUUUUCGAACGGGGGGUGGUUCCUGCGUCACCCGUGGAUCGGACAACCGGUGUGUUCCACGAAGCCGCGGGGUUCUGGCCGAAGCGGACAGUCGCGGGCGUUCUUGGGCCCCGCCCAUCGUUUCGAUCCUUCGCUCUACGGUGCCGUCCGGUUUUCGAACGACCGUUUCCGUGACGCUUUGGCGUCGUCCGUUUACGAUCCGGGUCGUGGUCGACGUCGAUGUCGACACGCCGCCACCACCCAUGCCGAGGGAAGACGAGGACAUGGUGAACGACGAAGACAUGGUGUUCCCAUUCAUGCCGCCCCCGUUCAUCAUUCCGUUCAUCAUCGCAAAAGGAUCGUCUCCAAAGCCUCCGAAUCCUCCGAAACCAAACAUCGAAUUGCUCUGGCGCCGGCUUCCCAUCGGGUUUCCCAUCCCACCGCUAAAGAAAGGAUCGUCGAACGGCGACCGGCUCCCUCCCAUCAUGCCUCCACCCAUGAACGAAAACGGAGAGGCACCAAAGGCACUCUGCCGGAACUGCGGUCCGGGUCCGCCUCCGUCCGUGCCACCCGCGGUUUGGUGACCAAAUUCCUCUCGGAAUACCCUGUUGAAUAUUUCGAACGGGUCGUGAAACCGAAAGGGAUCGCCACCGCCGCCAAAAUGGAAAAAGUCGUCGUGCGCCGACGACCGCCGGCGGCCGCUGCGCCCACCGCUGGCGGUCCGGUCCCGGUUGUCGUAUUCUUGCCUCUUCUGUGGGUCGCUGAGUAUUUCGUACGCGUUCGAUAUCUUGGCAAAAAUCUCCGACGCUUUCCGACGACUUUCUUCCGUGGUUUGUUUGUCCGGAUGGUGCUUCAGCGCUGGAAACCACCGCAGCCACACAGCAGCAACAGCAGCAGCAACAACAACAGCAACAUCACGAAGAAUAACAAAGAGGAAGGAAC